Cyclocybe aegerita is the source of this 465-nucleotide messenger RNA. Lineage: Eukaryota; Fungi; Basidiomycota; Agaricomycetes; Agaricales; Hemipholiotaceae. The record is from the annotation of a GenBank genome assembly.
AUGCGCUUCACAGGUGUGAUCGCCGCCGUGGCAGCAGCCGCUCUCGCCAUUAUCCCCACAUUCGCGGCCAAAUGUUCCACCGCCCCCGGUGCAACAGACGCUGAACAGCUCGAGGCUAUCAAGGAUUUCGCCAAGUCGUUCCUCGUCAUCAAGAACAUACAGAAAGGAUUCGACGACUGGAUUCCCGGAACCUACAUCAACCACAACCCCAACGCGCAAUCCGGCCGCGAGAACGCCCUCAACGCUCUUAGGCCGUUCGUUAGCAACCCGAGCCUCCAAUUCACCGUCGCCCAGGUCUUCGCCGGGCAAGGCUACGGCCUGAUCCACUACCGCGCAAGGAUUCCCGGCCAGCUCGACAUGGCUAUCAUGGACCGCUUCCGCUUCGAGGGGACAUGCAUUGUGGAGCACUGGGAUGUCGGACAGACGAUUACAGGCAGGGAGCCGAACCCUAUUGCGUUCUUUUAG